UGACGCAGAUCAGUUUUGGUUGUCAUUGCAGUUGGACGCGUCGCACCUUGACGUCGAGUGCUCAGCACAAAUAUGCACAAGGCGGUGAAAAAUAAAUCCAGGUUGUUAUGCGGCCUCAAAAAUGCGAAAGCAGAUCUUACAACAGCCAAGUUUAUACUUUACUAUGGUCCCAGUGUAGCCGAUAGUGAUAUCUACGAUCUGAAUGAUUCGAAGAGUUUGUUGGAGGAUGAGCAUUUAGAUUUGACCAAAAACACAGUACUGUAUUUACAUGGCUAUUUGGAGGAUCCCGAUGUGGAGAGCAUUCAUGUUAUUGCUGAGGCCUAUUUGGAGCGCAACGAUACAAAUCUGAUUGUCCUCGAUUGGGGCGAGCUGGCUGAUGGUAAUUACAUGUUCGAUGCUGUUCCCAAUGCAAAGCAGUUGGGUCCUGAACUAGCCAAGGUCCUGCUGGAAAUGUUCGAUCAUGGACUGGAAAUUGACAAAUUCCAUAUCGUUGGCCAUUCGUUGGGUGGUCAGAUGGCUGGUAUUGUGGGUCGUGAAAUCCUUAAACGAACCAAGGGAGUUAGGAAAAUAAAAAGAAUUACUGGCUUAGACCCGGCAUUCCCGCUUUUCUACCUUGCUGGAUUAUGUAAUCAUCUGAAUAAGAAAGACGCCGAGUUCGUAGAUAUUAUACACACAGAUGCCUGGCUUUAUGGUGCACCUAGUAGCAGUGGAACUGUCGAUUUCUGGCCUAAUGGUGGCAAGACACUUCAGCCGGGAUGUCCGAAGCGCAAUUACAAAAUGCUUAGCGAUAAUGAUUUGUCUAGCCAUCGACGUAGCUGGUGGUUUUGGGCCGAAUCAGUUUCGGAACGUUUUCCCAUAGGAUUUGAUGCAGUAGCCUCAAAGAGCUGGGAUGAAUUUAAGCAAAAGAAGACGAUUGAAACUGAAUCAACCGUCGUAAUGGGUCACAAUUGUCCCACAAAUGUACAUGGCGAUUUUUACUUACAAACCAAUGGCGUAAGACCUUUUGCACGUGGCAGAGAGGGAACUGUCUAUGUGGAUCCCAAGGAGCUGUUGGGCAAUAAUAAUAGCUAUGAAACUGCAAUACCUGUCAAGGUAGAUCACUGCGAAUGUUAAAUGCGAAUGGAAUAAAUAAAUAUAAAUUGUUGCUUGCUUCUGUUAAACCAAAAAAAAAUU
Messenger RNA from Drosophila nasuta, 1173 nucleotides. Its product is annotated as lipase member H-A. Gene Ontology annotation, biological process: lipid catabolic process. The coding region runs from base 73 to 1113 and encodes 346 amino acids. Gene Ontology annotation, molecular function: serine hydrolase activity; lipase activity. NCBI's taxonomy places the organism in Eukaryota, Metazoa, Arthropoda, Insecta, Diptera, Drosophilidae. The record is from RefSeq and is a predicted model, not a curated record. The transcript is spliced from 6 exons.